UUGACAUUGACAUUGAUGUAGAGGAAUUGAUUUCAUUACUUCACUUAUAUUUAGUUGUUGGAAUAAGAUUUGUAUUUGUACAUAAUUUGUACAUAGCUGUAUAGCAUGAGUACGACAGUAGGCACCUCGCGUGCUACUAACAUCAGAUCUACUAAAGAUAAACUAGCCAGUAAACAGAUGACACAAAGCACAAAUAGACAGAAUGAUGGUGGGGGAACACCAACUAUUCCCAAAGACAAAUAUCAGCCGACACAAGAACAGUUAAAUAUUGCUCACCUCACCACAAAUAGUAAAGAUGAUGAAUUGAUAAAGAAGAAAAUAAAUCAGUUGGUGGAAAUGACAGGUAAAAAUGAGGAACAGGUAGCAGUAGCAUUAUUAGAUUGUGGAGAUGAUGUAGAGAGAGCAGCUUUACUGUUAUUAGAAGGUGGUGAAAGUAAUGAACAGGGUGAAUGGAAGAGUCAAGGAAAGAAGAAAAAGCCAAAAAAUGCCACACCACUUCCCCCACCUCAAAAAAAUGAUCACGCACAGAAUCACUCAUCAGAGAAGCCUGAAUACAAACGUGAUAGAAGUAGGGACAGGGACCAAGAUUCUUCAGACAGAUAUGAUGGAUCUUCUCGACGUGGUCGUAGUAAUAGAAAUGGUGCUCCUCCACCAAGGUUUGCUAGGGGACGUGGACGUGAUAGAAAUUUUUAUGGUGGUGAUAGGAGUAAUGAAAAUGGAGAAGAUAAUCGAGAAAAUGGCUUUGAUAAUCGUGAUAGAAGUGGUGGACGAGGAAGGGGUAGAGGUGGAUUUGGAAGACGUGGUCGUGGAAGGGGAGGUCGUGGUGGUGGUUCAGGUGAUUUUGGUGGUGAAUUUAACAGUACAAGUAAUGAUAAGUCACCUAAAUUUGAUAAAGGACCACAGAUUGAUACAUGGACAAAUGAAACAGCUGAAAUCCAACAAAAGGAACCUGCAGGGUGGGGAUCAACGUGGGGUGCUGAAGACUGGAAUGAAGAUUCAUGGACUGGAAAUUUGAAUGAAACUCAAGUAUUCACAUCAUCGCGUACCCAGGAGGAACAACCCUCGUCAACACAACAAAAUGAUACCAGUUCCAUUGUUGGACAGAGGUUAGAUUUAGGUAUGCUUUUACAAAAACCUAAUGAAAUCCAACAACAACCUAAACAACAAUCUUUUAACAGUAUGUCCCAGUUUAAUCAACAAGCUACAGAAUCUAUUAAAAACUGCAUAGGGAUUGGUGCAUCCCGUCCUUCGAAUCUCCAAACAAGUCAGUCUCUAGGACCAGUUGGUUCAUUAUCCCAGAGUGUUCAAUCAAAUAGUAUCCAGUCUCCAUCAUCACAGACUGGACAAUCGACUCUGGCUGGACAACAGGCACUACAACAGAGACAGGCUAAAAUACAGAGAAGUAAACUACCACCUCCAUCUAAGAUUCCAGCUUCAGCAGUUGAAAUGCCUGGCCACAGAAUGCCAAUGUUGGAUGUUCAGUUUGGUGUGGACUUUGGUUCUAAUAAUGAGUCUGCUGCCACAACAUUGUCAUUUGGUGGAGCUGACAGUACAGUAACCAGAUUACCUACAUCAGUUACUAAUAGUCCACCAUCUUUGAACAAUCACCUACCAAUGAAUACUGCUAACAAUACAGCUGAUUCUAUAACAUCCGCUAUAAUGGCAUCUCCGUCUGCUGGGAGUAGUGCAGGUGUUAUAUCUGGAUUAGACCAGUCAUCAAGAUCAACCAGUUUGUUCCAGAGUUCAGCCUAUUCAUCACCACCUAAAAAUGAAUCGCAAUCUGUGCUCACACAGAAUAAGAUGAGUCCACCUGAAUCUAUACCAUUCCCAAGUGAACACAAGUCAAGUCCAUUGGUCAACCAGAGGACAGUCCAACCAUCUGCCAAUUCUAUAGGUCAGGGUUCACUAUCAAACAGUCAAGAUUCAGCAAGUUUAUCAUCAACAUUUGGCCAAUCAGCUGGUAGCUAUCAAUCUGGAUCUUAUCAGGGACACAAAUCAUCUAACUUGCCUGGCUCUCAAUCAUCCUACACUCAUACUACCAACUCACAAAGUAGUAGCUAUCAGAGUCCGUAUCAAUCUAGUCAGAACCAGUAUCAAUCCAGCUCAAGCCAGUAUCAAUCGUCUCAGAAUCAGUUUGGACAGACUUCAAGUCAAACACCGUAUCAAUCCUCUCAGAAUCAGUAUCAGUCGUCAAGUGGACAAAAUCAGUAUCAGAGUGGUCAAAAUCAAUUCCCAUCUGGACAACAAAGUUACUCGAAUUAUCAGUCUGGUUCAUCAUUCCAAUCUCAAUCAGGUUACUCUCCAAACCAAUCAAAUACAAGUUCCUUGUAUCAGAAUUCCGCUCAAGCCAGUGGUGCAUACCCAGGACAGUCCUCAAAUCAGUCAGGUGGUGCGUAUCCAGGACAGAAUUCAUCAACUGGUAGUGGUGCAUAUUCAGGACAAUCUUCAACACAGGGCAGUGGUAGUUACUCUGGGUCUAGUGCAUCUCAGAACACUGGUUCUUAUUCGGCACAAAAUGCUGCACAAAGUGGAUCUUAUGCGGGACAAAGUGCAUCGCAAAGUAGUGGAGCCUAUCCUGGACAGGGUGCGGCUCAGACCAGCGGUGCUUAUUCAGGACAAAGUGCAUCUCAAGGCAGUGGGGCCUAUUCUGGACAAAGAGAAACUCAGAGCGGUAGUGCCUACUCUGGACAAUCAAGUUCUUAUCAUAUGAGAGACUCUCAAUCUUCAAAUAGUGCUAAUACAAAUCAAUAUCAGACUCAAUCACCAGGACUUGCUACAUCUCCAGCUCCCAAUCAGACGGCUUUCAGUGCUCAGACCUGUCAGUCAUUCAAUGUUCAGCCAUCACAAACUCAAACUGGUUAUAGCAGUCAAGCUGGACCCAGUCAAAGCAACUAUAGUGCUCAGUCCUUUAGUGGAUCCUCAACUCUUCAGACUUCUCCAUUAACUACGUCCAAAUUAGGAGAUAGUUUGACCAAAAUGACCUUGAAGGAUUCUAGUAUGGACAGUCAUGUGACCAAUCAGUAUGACCAUUCAUCAACAUCAACUCCGAGCUUAGCAGCAACUACAUCAACACCUUCAUUAUCAGGUGUCUCUGUUAAUUCUGUUAGCUCAACAUCAAUUUCUGCAGUAACAACAACAGCAAGUUCAAGAAUGUCCUCUAUGAGCUCUAAUACUUCAAAAGCUCCACCCAAUUUGCCUCCUGGUGUACCCCUGGUAGGAACACCACAGUAUAUAAUGGGACAAGCUGGUGCUGUGCCAUCUUUCUACAGUCCACAACAAUUCUAUGGGUAUGAAGAUCAGAUGCAACUCUUGCAACAGAGAGUGCCACUUGCUAACAACUAUUAUGAUAUGACAGCAGCAGCCACAUAUCAAGUACCAUCCUCAUUGUCUACAGCAGGAAGGGAUCAGGCUUCACUGGUAACCUCAGAUAGUAGUAAAUUAAAUCGUGUUGAAGCCCAGUCUCCAAAUCCUUCGACACAACAACAGACUGGUCAGUCUGCCCAUCAACCAUUCUUCUAUGGUUAUUACUAUCCUCAAGUUUUACCUGGAAAUGGAUUUCAAAUUCCUACCAUGUAUCCAAUGCCUGCUGUGACAAAUACACCCCAUGCCAGUACUACUGCAACUACUCAGUUUCAGAAAACAUUUGGAUCUCAUGGAUAUGGAACAAAAGCUUAUGAUGAAUUGAGCCAAGUUCCAGAUUUUACUAAAACAGCUUAUGGUGUUACUCCAUCUCAGACUAAAGUUACUGCAGGCACCAGAUCAGGUGAAUUGGCAGGUUCGAGCUAUACUAAAUCACAUUCACAGGCAUUUGAUAAACAGGGAUUCCAUGCUGGAACACCUCCACCAUUCUUACCACAUGGAACAGCCAAUCAAACGGGACCACUAGGAACUCCAACCAAUCCAUAUGCUGCAACUGGUCCUUUUGUUCAGAUGGUAACACCACACAAUCAGUUGCUACAUCAAAUCCAUCAGGAUUCAUCAGUCUCGAAUCGUAUGUCCCAGCAAUCUAGCUCUCAUACUAAAUCUGGUGGAUCAAAGGGCUAUGGUAGUGGAGCCUAUUGGGGUGCCAGUUAAAUCUUGAAUCUGGUUGUGUCAGAAAAACAUCAGUGAUCAAUAUUUUGAAUGGGGAUUUUUUUUUCGCGUUGUAUUGUCUGUUCUAUAUUUAUCUUGUAAAUUGAUAUCUUUUUGUGUCCCCCUAUUGUACAGUUAUUAAGAAGGGAAGCCCUGUUUUGUUAAGGGAGUCUUCAGUGAAACAUUAAUUUUUUGAAUUAUAUUAAAACCAUAUAUAUUAAUAGAAAGAUUAAAUCUUUAUUUGUUGCUACUUGCUUGGGAAAUGUGGGAAAACCCCGUCUAUUUUGACAAUUUUGCUGCUUGGUUAGCCUAAAAGAAUAAAAUAAAAGGUGAAAUAGUGAGACUAAAAAGUCUACCAUGAAAUUGUAUAUCAAUAUUUAUUUGUGUUGUAGUGGAAUAUUAACUAUCAUAGAAGACAGAUAUUUGUACAGUCAUUAAUUUGCAGUUUAAUUUUUUUCAUUUUAAGAUUUAUUCUAUGUAUGUUUAUGAUGAAUUUGUUGUCAGGUUUUCUAGUAAUCAACUUAAACAGUAUGAGGGCUAAGUCAGAAAGACAAACAUUUUGUAGAUUUGUUGUUGGUGCCUUAAUUGCUAAAAGUUGUAAAGAAACUUGAUAUAUUUUGUAGAGUCGAGCUGAGCCAACAGAAAACCAAAUUAAAUUAGAAGCUAUGUGGGCUAAUUAUUUUAUUAUAAAAAAUAUUGUGUACAUUUUGUAAAUUAAAUUUAAAAAAAAAAAUAUUUGAAUAAGAUAAAUAUAGGUACCAUCCUACUAGUAAAUAGAUUUUAGUUUACUGUAAACUCAGCUCCAAAGGAUACGUUUUUUGUGCGUGAUUUAAUAAGCUUUAACGCGGUGUUUAGUUAUUAUAUUGUAUUAAAAAAGAAAGUAAUAUUGUGCUCAUUGGUAACUCUAAUGUUGAUUUCAGGCUAGCUAAUUAGAUUUAUACAAUACUUGGCAUUAUAAAAAAAAUUAUUGCAAACGCCUGAUUUAGCAUUUUUAUUUUCCAUUUUUAACCUAAAAGUUGUGUUCAAAAAUUGAGAUAGAAGACCCUUUAAUAAGAUAGUAUUAAAUUGAAUUUUGAAAGCAAAGAGAAUGCAUGAGAUUUGAUGCCUGCCUGAAAUUGAUGUUAUGUCAGAUUAUCUUUGUCAUAAAAUCAUGAAACAUGCAUUAGUGCCAUUUGUAAUGUAAUCAUAUGUAUGUUUUAUAUAUAUAUAUAUAUAUAGUUUGUUUUAUCAUAACAUCUCCCUUUAAUUCUAUCGUUUUCCCUAUCCUUUAUUUCAUUUCUUUUUGUUUAUAGUUUUCUCUUUUUUGUGCUUUUUAAAGAUAUAAGAGCUAAUAAAGGUAUCUUUCAUUGUCAGUAAUAAAUUUCUGAAAUACUUU
Molecule: messenger RNA, 5446 nt
Organism: Lottia gigantea (owl limpet)
Lineage: Eukaryota; Metazoa; Mollusca; Gastropoda; Lottiidae
Exons: 23
Coding region: 106-4074 (1322 amino acids)
Cellular component (GO): nucleus; cytoplasm
Molecular function (GO): protein binding
Source: RefSeq, a predicted model, not a curated record